AUGGGAAUUGGAAAAAUGCUACGUAAGGUAGAUUCUUUCGGGGAGAAGAUUGUUGAUGAUUCAGAUAAUUCCAUUUCCUCAUCACAACGUUCAAAACCAUCGGGCGAAAAUAAAAUUCCCAAUUUAAAUGAAAGCGAUAAAUUUUCUGAAAUAGACCUACUUUCUUCCCUCUCCUAUACAUCGUUCAACGCCUCAUCUACGUAUUCACCCUCAUCCUCAAAUAAUUCAUUCAUUGAGGCUUAUAUCAAUGACCAAAAAGUCCAUAUUGCUGACAGGAUGAAGCUAUGGUACUCUACUAUACCAACAAAUGUAAUCAAUCUAUACGAUUUAAUGGGCAAUAGAGAAUCCAUAUUCGUCAUACACGGGGAAUCACUGUUGCUUCAUACUAUAUUAAGGGCUUACAAAAUCGGAUUCGAUUUCACAGAAUUGAUUUCUGGACAGCAAACAUUACAACUAUUCUAUCUGCUGGAACGACUAAUAUCAGAUCUUGUUGAAAGCGGAGGUAAAUUUCACAUUGUGUUUUUUGGAGUGUAUAAAGACUUUUUUGCUGAUUGUAAGGAAGUUAUAUUCAUGUCCAGUUUCCCAUUAUUACGUGAACUAUUUCUUUUGCAUUGCAAAAGAAAUCUUGCUAUUCCAAUAUACGAGUUUGACAAUUGGUUUGAUGAUAUGCGCUGGUUUAAUUAUCUAACUGUUAGUGAGCCCUCUUGUAUAUUGCUCGAGGAUGGGUCAUCAUUCCUAUACAAGUAUAACCGGAUAUACAAAUUUACCAGUUCCACCAAUAGUAAUGUUAAUAAAUCAAAAAAUACUCUCAUCGAUAUUACUGAGGAAUAUUUGGAGUGGCUGGAAAUAUCAAAGGCAAUUGACAAGUUCUGCUUUACAACACAUUCAUUAAUCUAUAUUUGUAUCAUUAAAAACUUAUAUGUGGCAUAUAUGUUUGAUAUGAGAAGGGAGUCUUCCGGGUUCCAGAUCCAUAACGUCAACUUCUCACGCACCAUUUUAUCGCACGAUAUUUCAUUGAAUGUUUACAAGUACCUGGCGGAUUACUUUAACAUAGUUGACGAAGGAGGUGAUGUUGGGGCUGCUAGUCUUAUAUUGGCAAAGAUUGAAGAGGGAUAUACCCUUAGGGACGCUUUGGCAGGCUAUUGCUAUAACCAAUUCAUUGAAGCCAAUGCUGAUAACGAUGCGGAAUCGUUGCAAAUUAAUCAAGCACUAUCCCAGCUCCUGCUAAAAUGUACAAUUCUGCACAAUUACAUAAUUGAAAAUUUGUCACUGGCGCAACGUGUGGAAUUUACCAAUAAAUUCGUGCCAAAUGAUCGUAUGAUGGAGUGGGAAUUUUACAAUAUUUACGUGUGUGGUUACCUAGAUUUUUCUUUUGAAUCCAUAAAAUCGGUUAUAAUCCAAUUUAACACCAUAAAUGAUCCAUAUUUGUUGUGCACAAUUAAGAAAGUAUCGUCCCAACUGGUCGAUCUAUUUGACGGAAAAGUAAUGCAGCGUAUUAUUUACGAUAUUGGACUACAAUUUAAUUCCAAUAAAGAAAUUACUUCUGACACCUUUUCCAACACGUUUGGUGAUUUGUACAAAUUUAGAAGCGAAGAUAUCAACAACAUUACCAGUAUAUAUGAAGGGUUAAGUGGGGAUAAAACAGGAUUCUUUCCCAUACAAAAAUCAAACCUGGAAAAUAUACUAAAUGUGGACACUUUUUCCAUACAUAAUUGUGGCAAAAAUGACACCAUACCCGAGGAAAACGCUAAAUUCACACUUUUAUACAACAAACUGCUACUUGAUGAGUUCAACUCUGAAUGGAUAAAUUACGCCGAAUACAAUAAAACAGCAGCACUAGUGUCCAAUAAAUUAUUUAGUGAAUUGGGCUAUAGGGAUCCGAACGACGUUAUUCAGAAGAAGGAUGUAAUCGAUAUAUAUCUCGAAAAUCAGAUUAAGCACAAAGAGGCGGAACCCACAAAACACCUUUCUGAUCUAGAAUUAAAACGUCAGCAGAGGAUUGAGCAGAGGAAUAUGCAGCGUUACAAGCAAUUAUCCUUUCUUCUAAGCAAAUAUUUAGGAUCAAAUAACUUGCACCAUCCCAUAGUAGUACAGGCAGAUCAUGUGUGGAUUGAGCUUAAAAAAUCGCUAAUACAAUCACUAAACGAUGACAAUAGCAUUAAUUCUGUUAGAAGUGAUAGGAGCAAAGGCAAUAAGGGCAAGACUGGCGAUAAGGGGGAAUCUGGAGAUAGGGGAAAUAAAAGAGGGUCUAAACAUGAGCCGCACGUAUCAAAAGCGGAGCUUCUCAAACAAAAAAAUAUACAAUCGCAAACAAAAAAAAAGUAUGAAGUUGACAAACAUACCCUAACUCCUUACGAAAUGAAACUAAAUCAAAUAUCUAACGAUUUGGAUUACGGCAAUAUAUAUAACCAGAUCCUAGAAUUUACUCUGGGGCCCUCUGGGAUAGGGGAUAUGAUCAGCGAUUUUAAAUGGGUAAAAUCCACAUUCUCAACCAAAGAAUAUCAGCUUAACUUUUUGCUGAUACUUAUGAGAAAUGUGCAUAACGCUUUGGAGGCGUUUAGGCUUAGACUUGCCAAGACUGAGAAGGAGUUAAGGGACGUGAGGAAAUGUAUUUGUUUGCUAUUUUGCCUAGUUAAAGAUAUAUUCAACACAUACAAACCACUAGUGGAUAGGGAUAUGAUUAUGCAAUUUCAAAAGAUAUUAAUCUCUAUAGGCUGUCCCCUCAGCGCCAAAAACAUGUUUAAUGAAUGGCGCAAUCAUGUAAUGCAAAGUUCUGAAUCAUCAGACGUUACGUAUAAUACCAAGGGGAGUGGUUCAAAAAAAUUAGGUUCAAGUGAAAACUAUGAUAGUUUCAGAAUUGACCCCUCCAAAAUAGAUGUAUUGGAUGCUUCUAUGCCGCAGGAGAGGGAAUAUGACAUACAAUUAGAAUAUAUGGGCGAUAUAAUGGAAAGGACCCUGGGUUCUACAGAGGAUAAAAGGGUACUAUUUAAACCGGAUGGUUGGCAAAAAUUGUUACUUGAUGUUAUAGAUGCCAGAUCAAGCGCUUUGGUUUGCGCUCCCACUGCCGCAGGUAAAACCUACAUUUGUUACUACGCAAUGGAACAGGUGUUGAGAAUGGAUGAUUUGGGAGUUGUAAUAUACGUAUCUCCUAACACAGCGUUGGCCUUUCAAGUAACAUACGAAAUUACUGCGAGAUUUUCCUCCAAGAUUUAUCGCUCAUCGGAUAUUUCAAUCACCCCAGUCCUAAAUGCCAGCUUUUUAGAGAAGUUCCACGAUCCCAAAUGGAAGUGCGCACAAAUACUCGUUACGGUGCCACAAAUAUUGGAAAUGUUAUUGCUUUCGCUGAGGAAUAGCGAGAGAGAGUACGUAAGGAGAAUUGAAUAUAUAAUUUUUGACGAGAUCCAUUGCAUAACCCAUUCCGAUAUUGGCCAAUAUCUUGAACGCUGUAUCCACUUAAGUUCCAGUCCAUUUCUGGCUCUUUCUGCCACCAUUGGAAACCCGUCUGAAUUCCAUUCAUGGCUAAACGAGGUGAACAAAAGCCGCAAUCUGAUUAAUGGCAAUAAUGGUGUUCAUUUGGCAACUUUUGAUGAAAGAUAUUCCGAUCUAAAAUUGGCAAUAUACACUAUUUAUAAGGGUAUAGAACUUUUAAAUCCUGUAACAUGUUUAUCACACGCUAGAUUGGCUGAAAAUGGAUUUCCCAUCGGGUUCAACAUUUGCGCUGGAGACUGCUAUGCCUUUGUCACAACUCUAUUCCACUUUGCCUCAAAAGCGGCUAUUGAGGAACUGGAAUAUUUGCGUCCAAUUAACUACUUUAGUGGAUCUAUUGCUAUUACUAAGCGUCAGUACAGAUAUUAUUGGAGUGCUUGUAAGAGUGAAAUUGAGAGGCAAAUAUACAACGGCAACAUUACUCGAGAGUGCAUUGAUAGGGUAUAUUUGAGUUUAAAAUGCGCAAAACCUAUCAAUUAUAGUAUGAAACUAUUUCCAGAAUAUCCGAUUUUGGAUAUAAAUGAUCCUAGUGGUGGGGAAAAAAACGAAUACUGCUUUGACGCUAAUACUAUAAUCGAGGAGGAGCGCCUCGAUGACUGUUUUGACGCAAAAAACUUCAUAAAACUACUCAAAGAUCUUGACAAAUUCUCUGGAAUGCCUUGUCUAGCAUUUGUAUUGGACCGAGUGCAUAUGGAACAGCUGAUGAUUUCACUCGUUCGCAUGCUUGAACAGAAACAGCACGAUAAAUACUAUGGCACAGAAGAAGCAACGUUAGCCACAAAGAUUGAGAACAAGCGUAGAAUGGAUAAAUAUAAUGCACUAGUUAGACAACAUGAGAUGGAUAGCAAACUUAAAACUCUAUCUAGGGAGCAAAGGGAGGAACAGGGGAUUGAUGCAAGCGGCUUGGCAGAUGAACCUCUCCCUCCUCCCCCAAUAGACAUAGCCAAGGAAUACGACCCAGAAUUUAACUUUAGCAACCGAAGAAUUUAUACCUCUUACACUGAUGAGGUGGAAAACUUUAUCAGCAUGGCCAAAUACUCCAUGAAGGGCAGGUUUGGUGCGGAAGAGUAUAUAGAAGGGCUGAGGCGCGGUAUCGGCAUUCAUCAUGAGGGUUUACCACACAAGUUUACGAUGUUUGUUGAGACGUUGUUUAGGAUGGGCUACCUGAAAAUUGUGAUUGCUAGCCGUACCCUGGCAUUUGGUGUAAAUAUGCCAUGCAGGAGUGUAAUUUUUGUGGGUGACAAUUAUGAGCUUAAUUCGCUAAUGUACCAGCAAAUGAGUGGAAGAUGUGGUCGUAGAGGAUUUGAUCUUUCUGGAAAUGUGAUUUUUUGGUCCAUACCCCAAAAGAAAAUAUUUCAAUUACUUACAGCCGCCUUGCCCAGCUUGGUCAGCACCAACCACACUUGCUCACCCACUUUAAUGCUAAGAAACUUGACGUUAUUUGAAACAUUAACAUAUAGAGAUGCCCGAGAUGAAGCUUCGGCUAGUAAUAGUAGCAGAACUAGGCAUAGCCAACAAAAGGCCAGCAAAGGGAAAAAAUGUAUUGACUUAACCAGUGCUCAAAUCAUUGAUCAAUGUAGGACCGAAACACUAGGGACGUUAUUUGUAUCUAAGCGAAUUAAGUCCAUUUAUCAAAAUCCACUAGCCUUACUUAACUAUGAAAAAUCAUUAUCCAAAGAUGCCUUGAGAAUAAACUCUCUUCUUUAUACUACGGAAAUACUUGUGAAAUUGGGCCUACUAGAUGAAAAUGGAUUUCCAAUAAAUUGCUGUGAAUAUCCAAUUUUACUACACCAAGAACAUCCUACUAAUUUGCUAAUCGCAUCAGCACUCCAAACAAUUCAACUGCACAAGCUAUUGGCAGGCGAUUGUGAAAAAAUCAUAGCUCAAAUUGCAGGCUCUAAAUUCAUCAGUACUUGCAACAUCCUAACCCCCCAAAACCUACCUUCUCUGGUAUUGUUGAAUUUCCUCUCAUCGGUUACAAGUAAGCAUAGCCUUACUGGAUCUACCGUUGUUAUGAAGAGACUGGAGGCGAUUUUGGAUGGGUUGGAACCUCCAAUUCAAGCACAUGCGGUCACCCCUGCCACUUUUCCUAUGGUGGUAAAGUUGCCUAUUAUGAAUGAAAUCAUUGACAAAUACAAUGCCAUAAUCUCAUCUGCUAUACCAAAAUAUUUGCAAUCUUGUUCAAAGAUAUAUGGCCCAUUGCAAAGCGGCGAUUAUUCGUUGCCUUUAUCAAGAAUUUCAUUUACCAAGCAUACUGAACCAGCCAAAUCUGCUUUUGGUGGAAUAUACUCCCCCUUUAUAUGCUUGAGUGGCAAAUUUGAUGAUACGAAUAUCAUUAAAGAUAACAUUGUGGAUAAAGUGUAUCUGUGUCAAAUGAUAUACAAAUUCAAACAACAAACGUCCAUGCUCACAUGUGAAAGUAUAAUCGCGAUUGAAGAAAAUGUUGUCCAAUUGUGUACUGUUAACUUUGAAAAUGAUGUUUAUCAGCUGGUAGAUUCCAAAGAAGCUUACUUGUGCAAUUCAUAUAUGAUGGACUUUUGGUUGAGUGGCCGAUUCGACAUUGUACGAGAUAGGAAUGGAUUGGGCCAAUACGCCUGGUCCUAUAUAUCUAAAUUCCUAAAGUUUAUAAAUUUUUCUAGAUACAUGUUAAAGGAGUAUACUGAGAACACUUCAGAUUUGAAAUACCAAAACAUGGGCUAUGACGUGGUGUACCAUGCCUUUGAUGAUCUUUACAAGAGGAUUGAACCAUUGUUUUCCAAGAUUUAA
This is a messenger RNA of Babesia microti strain RI, 6252 nucleotides long. RefSeq lists its product as uncharacterized. Bases 1 to 6252 code for a protein of 2083 amino acids. The transcript has a single exon. NCBI's taxonomy places the organism in Eukaryota, Apicomplexa, Aconoidasida, Piroplasmida, Babesiidae. Gene Ontology annotation, molecular function: ATP binding; nucleic acid binding. The record is from RefSeq and is a predicted model, not a curated record. Gene Ontology annotation, cellular component: cytoplasm.